AUGGUUACAAAGGCCCAUAGCACCACCUACAAAGGGAUUCUGAGCGAGGAAGACAGAGAACUUGAGCAAGCGACCAGGCAGGCUCGACUGCACGCGUGGACGUCUCUCGUUUCUUGGUUGCGUGAUGGUGAAGGCAUCUUUCAUAUCUCAGGGAAGGCCGGGUCCGGCAAGUCGACGCUGAUUAAAUUUCUACUUGAUCACGAUCAGACCAGGAAAGAGCUGGAGCGAUGUCCGAAUAACGAUCAACUGCUGCUUGCUCGCUUUUUCUUUUGGAGGGCCGGAGGCAAGUUACAAAGAUCGCUAGAAGGGCUUUAUCGGGCCAUUCUCUUCGAGAUACUGACGCAGAUCCCGCACUUGGUUCGAGAUGUUUUCCCCGACGCAUACAACGCCUUCUCAGACAGCGGGUCGGGAGUCGUCAUUGACGAGCCUUACUUCCGUCCCAGGCACUUGGAGAAGGGCAUGGAAAGGCUGAUCUCCAAAUCGCCGUACCCGGGAUACCGCAUCUGCCUGGUCAUUGACGGCCUCGACGAGUACGGGGAGGACGGUAACGACAGCCUCCAGCAUGAACUUCUUGUUGAGCAACUUCUUGCUUGGGUAGCCAGGGGCGGCAUCAAGAUCUCAGCUUGACAUCUUCCUCUUUGCACGCGACAUGUUUCG
Molecule: messenger RNA, 657 nt
Organism: Canariomyces notabilis
Lineage: Eukaryota; Fungi; Ascomycota; Sordariomycetes; Sordariales; Chaetomiaceae
Exons: 3
Coding region: 1-627 (208 amino acids)
Source: RefSeq, a predicted model, not a curated record